Messenger RNA from Dipodomys ordii (Ord's kangaroo rat), 2493 nucleotides. It is a transcript of the gene Zc3h12a, whose product is annotated as zinc finger CCCH-type containing 12A. The coding region runs from base 118 to 1896 and encodes 592 amino acids. The record is from RefSeq and is a predicted model, not a curated record. The transcript is spliced from 6 exons. Gene Ontology annotation, biological process: nuclear-transcribed mRNA catabolic process, RNase MRP-dependent; 3'-UTR-mediated mRNA destabilization. NCBI's taxonomy places the organism in Eukaryota, Metazoa, Chordata, Mammalia, Rodentia, Heteromyidae. Gene Ontology annotation, cellular component: nucleus; cytoplasmic ribonucleoprotein granule. Gene Ontology annotation, molecular function: RNA endonuclease activity; mRNA binding; metal ion binding.
CCGCCCGUACGAAGGCGCCGCCUGCUUACCCCCGGGACGCGGCCCCAUGGAGACGCCGCCGUCCGCGGCUGGCGCUUGGCGGGGACUUGUGACAGGUGCCUUUCUGCAGUCCGAGAUAUGAAUGGCCCCUGUGACACGGACAGGCUUAUCCAGGAAGCCAACUCCAGCAUGAGUUUGUGGGGUCCUGAGGACAGCUACAGCUGUCAGGGAACCCCCCAACUAGCCCAGGAACCUGCCACUGAAGAGGCCUUGGCUUCAGAGCUGCAAAUGAAGGUGGACUUCUUCCGGAAGCUGGGCUAUUCAUCCUCUGAGAUCCACGGAGUCCUACAGAAACUGGGGGCCCAUGCAGACACUAACACCGUGCUCGGGGAACUGGUGAAACAUGGCUCAGCCACGGAGCGGGAGCACCAAGUCCCACCAGACUCCUGCCCUCAGCCCCCUCUGGUGCCUCGGGGUGGGGGCACCCCUAAGGCUCCCGCCCUGGAGCCCAUACUCCCAGAAGAGGACAAAGAAGGCAGCCACCUGAGGCCUGUGGUCAUCGAUGGAAGCAAUGUGGCCAUGAGCCACGGGAACAAGGAGAUCUUCUCCUGCCGGGGCAUCCUGCUGGCUGUGAACUGGUUUCUAGAGCGGGGCCACACCGACAUCACAGUGUUUGUGCCAUCCUGGAGGAAGGAGCAGCCUCGGCCCGACGUGCCCAUCACAGACCAGCACAUCCUUCGGGAACUGGAGAAGAAGAAGAUCCUGGUGUUCACCCCAUCUCGGCGUGUGGGUGGCAAGCGGGUGGUGUGCUACGAUGACCGCUUCAUCGUGAAGCUGGCCUUUGAGUCUGACGGCGUUGUCGUCUCCAAUGACACCUACCGUGACCUCCAGAAUGAGAGGCAGGAGUGGAAGCGCUUCAUAGAGGAGCGGCUGCUCAUGUACUCCUUCGUCAACGACAAGUUCAUGCCCCCUGAUGACCCCCUUGGCAGGCAUGGGCCCAGCCUAGACAACUUCCUGCGUAAGAAGCCACUGCUUUCUGAGCACAAGCAGCAGCCUUGUCCCUAUGGGAGGAAGUGCACCUAUGGGAUCAAGUGCCGAUUCUUCCACCCAGAGCGGCCAAGCCGCCCCCAGCGCUCUGUGGCAGAUGAGCUCCGAGCCAACGCCCUCCUCUCACCCCCCCGGACCCCCGGCAAGGACAAAAGUAGCCAGCGGCCUUCACCUACCCCGAAGUCCACAUCCGUGCCACUAGACAGUGAGCACAACAGCCCGGAUGGGAAGAAGCUGGGGGUCCAGGCAUCCCCAGGGCCCCACCAGGAUGGCCUCACACCAGCCUUUGCCCCAGCAGGCAGGAGCCUUCCGCUUAGUGGUGGUGGUGGCAGCAGUUUCGGGCCCAGAGACUGGGUCCCCCAGACCCUGGACUCACUCCCAUACACCUCCCAGGACCGCCUGGAUUCUGGCAUUGGCUCCUUGGAGAGUCAGAUGUCAGAACUGUGGGGGAUGCGAGGAGGGGGUGCUGGAGAGCCAGGCCCUCCUCGAGGCCCUUACUCUGGCUACCGCUCCUAUGGAUCUGAGCACCCUGCUGCACCUGCCUUCCCUGCUUUUGGCCACUUUAGUGUCCCCGCUGACUAUGCGCCUCCCCCACCUGCCUUUGCACCCCGAGAGUACUGGUCUGAGCCAUACCCACUACCCCCACCAACCCCAGGCCUUCAGAAGCCCCAGAUACCCAGCACAGGGGCUGGCCGCACCCCUUGGAGCAGGGCAGGCAGCCUGGCGAAGGAGCGGGCUGGUGUGUACACCAAGUUGUGUGGCGUCUUCCCCCCACACCUGGUGGAGGCUGUGAUGGCGCGUUUCCCACAGCUCCUGGACCCCCAGCAGCUGGCCGCCAAGAUCCUCUCCUGUAAGCACCUCAGUGAGUAAGCCAGUGUGUGGCCCAUGGCCCACAGGCAUGGCAGGGAGGAGUAGGGGAGGGAAAGGAACCCCAAACCAAAGAUACUGUAGGAUUGUUUCUGGCCCCCAUGGCACCUCUAGCUGUGUGGGUCAUAAGCGAUUACCCUGUUGAUACACAUUGUAUCUCUGUCAUUUAGGCUCUCGGUCUGGGGCUGAGGCCCAAACCCUCUUUUCUCAGUGGGUGAGGAGGAAGGCCUUGGGGAGCAGAGGCCCGAGCAGGGUCCUAUGCUCAGCCCCUUCCCUGCUCCACCUCACCCCUGGGAUGCCGGUGUGGCCGGCUAGUUGGGCACUGUGUGCCCUCCCUCCAGGAACCCUCCUCAGAAGCCAAUGCAGCCUCACCCUGCUCUCGCAGGCCAUGAGGCUUCAUGUUAGUAAGCAAGAUGCUCCUUAAUAACCCACCUCCACUCCCUCCGCUCACCCAUCCCAUCGCCAGGGUCCAGGGCCCCCUGUCCCAUUCUCUCUUGCCCUUCCCCAAAGAUGGGGGGAUGACAUGUAUGCUGUGUACAGACAUAAGUUUAAAAUAUUUUAUGUGAAAACUCCGUAUCUCUAUAAGGCAUCAAUAAAGAA